Diospyros lotus (date-plum) is the source of this 1073-nucleotide messenger RNA. Its product is annotated as reticulon-like protein B11. The transcript has 6 exons. Lineage: Eukaryota; Viridiplantae; Streptophyta; Magnoliopsida; Ericales; Ebenaceae. Bases 95 to 709 code for a protein of 204 amino acids. The record is from RefSeq and is a predicted model, not a curated record.
UACAAAAGAAAUAGAUUCCUCUCUCCGGCACAAUUGCUGUCUCCCUCUCUCCGUCCAUCUGUACGUUUGUUCUGACCGUAAAACCCUAAUAGCCAUGGAACAGUCUCGCCGGAUUUCCGUUCAUCGAGCUCUUGGCGGCGGAGCAGUGGCGGAUGUUUUACUUUGGAGGAGAAGGAGGGAAGGGGUUGUUCUGCUAGUCGGUUCCACCGGUCUGUGGCUCCUGUUUGAGCGGGCUGGUUACAACUUCUUGUCUUUUGUCGCAAAUGUUCUAUUGCUUCUGGUUGUCAUCCUUUUCUUCUGGGCUAAAUCCGCUUCAUUGCUCAAUAGACCUCUGCCUCCCCUUCCUGAUCUGGAAAUUUCUGAGGAAUCUGUUCUGAGAGCUGCUGAUAUAGCACAAGGGUGGAUCAAUCAGAUAUUGUUGAUUGCACAUGACAUUUCCAUUGGUCAAAAUCUAAAACUUUUUCUUAAGGUUGCUUCGGGCUUAUGGUUAAUUUCAUACUUUGGUGGUGUCUUCAACUUCAUUUCUCUGGUCUAUAUUGGUGUUCUUCUUAGUCUCUCAGUUCCUGUGUUGUACGAGAAGUUUCAAGAUCAAGUUGGUGAAAAGCUAAUUUUAGUGUAUGAGUUCAUUCUGUCAUUAUACAGGAAAAUUGAUGAUAGUAUCCUGCGAAAGAUUUCAUUUCCUCUUAAUAGGAAAAAGAAGACUCAAUAGAUCAAGUUUCUGUUCGCCGGAAUUCAAUAUCAACUAUCACACGGUAAGGUACUGAAUCAUUGAGAUUGAGAUUGACCCGCUUUCUUUUUCUACACUGAUGAAAUCUCCCCUUGUUGAGCUCGUGGUUUUAGAAGGGAACUUACAAAUACAUCCAGGCUUACUUUCACUUGAUUAGUUGAAGUAUUCCUCUGUAGCCUUUCUUCUGCAGACUAUGUUCUCUGGGCGUCUGUAAUCUUGUGGGAUAAUUAUGAACUUCACCUUCAAAAUUAUUUCUGUUCCUUCAUAGUAUAUCUAUUUCCCUGAUUUAUUUCUGAAUUGAUUUAACAUUAUGACCAGUAGCCUAUUGAAAACUUGUUUUUUGUUA